AUGCAACUGGUAUAUUCACCCGAUGACGAUGGAAACGUCGAACUCAAAAAGAAGCUUCAGAGAAUCAUGCCGACACAAAUUCAAGAUAUCAUAGCGACUACGAUUCUUCUCCUAAUCCUUCCAAUUGGCUUUUCUAUUCACUACCUUUACGUCCUUCCAACAUGGUAUCCAGUGAUGGGUGAAGCGUGGGUCAUUCGAGCUGUGGCGAUUGGAUUAGGAAUUUUCAACGUGUACACAAAUUGGUUUUUCAUGGUCAAAACGGGACCAAACGGCAAGCACUCGAUGCUUCCAAAUGUGGUCAAGCCGGGAUUCAAGCACUGCCAUAGCUGUCACUCGAUGUCCCCACCAAGAGCUCAUCACUGCCCUGUUUGUGACGUAUGCGUUCUUCGCCGUGACCAUCACUGCUCAUUUGGAGGCGUUUGCGUCGGACACUUCAAUCAGAGAUACUUUGUCGCCGCUGUCAUUAAUCUUUUCCUCUUGACUAUGCCACUAGUCUCCUACGCCUGGUCUCUCUUGAACCUGAAGCUUGCCGGUGGAGUCAGCGUCGGAAAUAUUUGGCAAGUGAUGCUCCCUCAUCUCGCUUGGACGUUCGGAUUCAUUUCUUUCAACCAAUUCGCCCACGUUCUCCUCUUUGUCUUCACCUUCACCACCUCGCUUUUCGCUUUCUACUUGGUAACUGCUCAAGUUUUCUGCCUGUUCAAGGGACAGACCAGAAUCGAAUUUCUUAUGGAAGUCCAUGCCUAUCAACUUGGAUUCGUCGAAAAUCUUCGUCAAGCUCUCGGAUCCCGCUGGCCAUUCAUCGCCAUCUCGUGCUUCAUCCCAAGUCCUCUGCCAACUGAUGGACUCAGUUUUGUCACUCGUGAAAUGUUCAAUCUUCACACCAAAGAUCUCUAA
This is a messenger RNA of Caenorhabditis briggsae, 894 nucleotides long. The record is from RefSeq and is a predicted model, not a curated record. The transcript has 6 exons. Lineage: Eukaryota; Metazoa; Nematoda; Chromadorea; Rhabditida; Rhabditidae. Gene Ontology annotation, molecular function: palmitoyltransferase activity. The coding region runs from base 1 to 894 and encodes 297 amino acids.